Molecule: messenger RNA, 2548 nt
Organism: Pollicipes pollicipes
Lineage: Eukaryota; Metazoa; Arthropoda; Thecostraca; Pollicipedomorpha; Pollicipedidae
Product: 5'-3' exoribonuclease 2
Exons: 18
Coding region: 113-2548 (811 amino acids)
Biological process (GO): nuclear-transcribed mRNA catabolic process
Cellular component (GO): nucleus
Molecular function (GO): RNA binding; 5'-3' RNA exonuclease activity
Source: RefSeq, a predicted model, not a curated record
GCUACAGUUGCGUGUAGUCCGAGGCCUCUUGUGUAACUUGGUUUGGGAUUUGAAAAGUUACUUCCACGGACAAAGAGAUUAGUGGCAGAGAAUACGUUCAUUCUCCGCUACAAUGGGAGUUCCAGCAUUCUUCCGAUGGUUAUCUAAGAAGUAUGCAUCAGUCAUUGUUGACUGUAUUCAAGAGAAGCCUGGCGAAGUCAACGGGGUCAAGAUCCCUGUUGACAUCAGCAAAGAGAAUCCUAAUGGCAUCGAGUUUGACAACCUGUACCUUGACAUGAAUGGCAUCAUCCAUCCUUGCACUCAUCCAGAGGACAAGCCCGCGCCCAAGAACGAGGAUGAGAUGAUGGUGGCCAUCUUCGAGGCCAUCGAUAAGAUGAUGGCGAUCGUGCGGCCCCGCAAGCUGCUCUACAUGGCCAUUGACGGGACGGCGCCGCGCGCCAAGAUGAACCAGCAGCGCUCGCGUCGCUUCCGCGCCAGCAAGGAGACCAGCGAGAAGUUGGAGGAGAUGGCGCGCAUCAAGGCCGAGCUACGCAGCAAGGGGGUCGAGGUGCCGCCCGACAAGCCCAAGGGCGAGCACUUCGACAGCAACUGCAUCACGCCGGGCACGCCCUUCAUGGACCGGCUGAGCAAGUGCCUGUGCUUUUACGUGCACGACCGGAUGAACAACGACCCCGGCUGGCGCGACCUGAAGGUGAUCCUGUCCGACGCCAACGUGCCCGGCGAGGGGGAGCACAAGAUCAUGGACUACAUCCGCCGGCAGAGAGCGAGUCCGGCGCACGACCCGAACACCCAGCACGUGCUGUGCGGCGCCGACGCCGACCUCAUCAUGCUGGGCCUGGCCACGCACGAGCCGAACUUCACCAUCAUCCGCGAGGAGUUCAAGCCGAACCAGCCGCGGCCCUGCGAGAUCUGUGGACAGAUCGGCCACGAGAUGAAGGAGUGCGUGGGCAACGUGCGCGAGAAGCAGGGCGAACACGACGAGAUCGCCAUGCCGGUGGUGGCCGAGACCCAGUACAUCUUCGUGCGGCUGAACGUGCUGCGCGAGUACCUGGAGCGCGAGCUGGAGAUGCCCAACCUUCCCUUUCAGUACGACUUCGAGCGCGCCAUCGACGACUGGGUCUUCAUGUGCUUCUUCGUCGGCAACGACUUCCUGCCGCACCUGCCGUCGCUGGAGAUCCGCGAGGGCGCCAUCGACCGGCUGGUCAACCUCUACAAGCAGACCGUCUACAAGACCGGGGGUUUCCUCACCAGUAGCGGCCGGGUGAACCUGAAGCGCGUGCAGCUGAUCAUGCAGGACCUGGGCGAGAUGGAGGACGAGAUCUUCAAGUCCCGCCAGCGGCGCGAGAUCUCGUUCCGCAACCGCAACAAGGCGCAGCGCCGCCAGAAGCGGGCCGAGCAGGAGCGCCAGCACAUACAGAGCGGCCAGUUCGCGCCACAGGCGGUGGGUGGCGCGGUGAAGCCGGUGGAGAACGCUCGCAAGGAGGCCUACCAGAUCCGCAUGGAGCAGAUCGCGGCCAAGUCCGAGUUCAAGCCGGAGAACAACAGGAUCAUCGACAGUGCGACGGCCGCCGGCCAGAAGCGCUCGCACGACUCGGACAGCGAGGAGGAGACGCCGGAUGAGGUGCGGCUCUGGGAGGACGGCUUCAAGGACAGGUACUACGAGUCCAAGUUCGACGUCAUGGCCGACAACAUCGAGUUCCGCCACCAGCUGGCGCGCGAGUACGUGCUCGGUCUCUGCUGGGUGCUGCGCUACUACUACCAGGGCUGCGCCUCCUGGAAGUGGUACUUCCCGUACCACUACGCGCCGUUCGCCUCCGACUUCAUCAACAUCGGCGACAUGCGGCCGACGUUCACGCUCGCGGCGCCGUUCAAGCCGCUGGAGCAGCUGAUGAGUGUGUUCCCGGCGGCCAGCCGGUCGCACGUGCCCGAGCCCUGGGGCGAGCUGAUGAUGGACCCGCACUCGCCCAUCAUCGACUUCUACCCGGUGGACUUCAAGAUCGACCUGAACGGCAAGAAGUUCGCGUGGCAGGGCGUGGCGCUGCUGCCGUUCGUGUCGGAGGUGCGGCUGAAGGCGGCCCUCGAGUCCGUCUACCACCUGCUCACCGACGACGAGCGGCGCCGAAACGUGCGCGGCGACGACCGACUCUUCAUCCGCAACGGCCACGCCGGCUUCGAGGUGGUCCACCAGAUGUACGCCGAAAGCACGGAGACGCUGGAGGCCAACCCGGAGCUGUUCCAGAAGAUGUCGGGCGCGCUGAUGCCGGCCGACGACCUGGUGGAGCAGGGCGCCGACGUCGUCUCGCCCGUGCCGCUCAUCAAGAGCCUCCGCAACAACCAGGUGGUGACGUGCCGCUACAAGGACCCGCAGUUUCCGCAGAGCUUCGUGUUCCCGGCCGUCAAACUGCCCGGCGCCACGUCGCCGCCGCGCGUCCUGAAGCCGCAGGACCUGGACCGGGCGGCGUCGCGCCGCUGGCGGCCCCAGAUCGGCAUGGUGCGCUCCAACACGGUGGCCUCGCUGGGCCGCGCCGGACACCGCAUGGUCGGGUGA